AACACAAUCCUUCACCAUCCACCCCCACCCCAUCAUUUACCAUGGCACCACCCUCUAAUGUGCCUGCGGAUCGCGCGGAUCCGCUUCCUGAGCAAACGGUGAUAGUCCCAGACCCACAACUCGACCCUAUUGGUACUCGUGAUGACGAUUACGAUUCCGAUGCUUCCUUUGAUGAUACCAAAAAACCAAUCAAGGAAAAGUCAAGAAGACCAGCUGAUAAUGCCUUCAGACAACAAAGAUUAAAAGCUUAUAACCCAGUCUUCACUGCCAAAACAGUGAUCCCAAUUCUCGUGGCAAUCGCCGUGGUUUUCGCUCCGUUGGGUGCCGCCAUGUGGUACGCCCUGCAUCAAGUGCAAGACUUUGCCAUUGAUUAUACUCAAUGUGAACUUGUUGCUAGUAAAGAUUAUUAUCUGGAAAUCCCACAAGAAUAUUUAGAUUUCAAUUUCAAAAGUUCUUCAUCCAAGACGCUUCCAAAGGCUUCUUGGAAACUUGCCACUGACGAAUCACAACCAUUCGAAGAUGAACGAAAUGUUUGUUUGAUUCAAUUUGAAGUACAAAAUGACCUUAAGGCACCUCUUUACUUCUUCUACCGUUUGCACAAGUUCUAUGCCAACCAUAGACGGUUUGCCAAGUCUUUCAGUGAAGAUCAAAUCGAGGGGAAGGCUGCCUCAAUCAACAACAUCAAGGAGACCACGGGACAAAAUUGUGAGCCACUUUCUCUUGAUGAACAUGGGAAAAGAAUAUAUCCAUGUGGGUUGAUUGCCAAUAGUCUUUUCAAUGAUACCUAUAGUGAUACCUUGACUGCAGUGAACGGAACCGCUCAAGAUUAUCAAAUGACUGAAGAGGGCAUUACUUGGGCCUCCGAUAAGAAUCGGUUCAAGAAAACCACUUAUGAUUAUAGAGAUAUUGUCCCACCUCCAAACUGGUACAAGCGGUUCCCCAACGGUUACAAUGCUACCAAUGUUCCUGAUAUCUCCACUUGGUAUCAAUUCCAAAAUUGGAUGAAAACUUCAGGCUUGCCCACUUUUAAUAAGCUUGCCUUACGUAAUGACAAUGAUAAAUUGACUGCUGGAAUUUACGAAGUUCAAGUUGGAUUACAUUUCCCCGUUCUCCCAUACAAGGGGAACAAGUAUAUUUAUAUUUCUCAAAGAUCAGUCAUUGGAGGUAAGAAUGAUUUCCUUGGUAUCAGUUGGAUGGUUGGUGGUGGUCUUUGUAUGGUGUUGGCCAUUGCUCUCUUGGUGAUCAAUUUGAUCAAGCCUAGAAAGACUGGUGAUGCCAACUUGUUGAGUUGGAACAGAGAACAAUUCAAAGAAGAUGAACGUUGAGAAGGAAAAGUGGAUUGUUUAUAAAUUGAAUGUAUAUGAAAUAUAAAGAAACAUUAAAGGUGAACUAAAUAGAACUGAUUGUACUGAAGAUAUGAAUAUGACUGAAGAUGUAUUGAAGAUGAACUGAAGAUGAACUGAAGAUGUACUGAAGAUGUACUGAAGGUACGAGAUUAUAUUCGAGACUCCUUUUGGGAUUUGGAAGGCUUUAGGAUUUCCCGUAUUUCUAAUGAGCCUCUCGUUAAUACUACCCAACUUCUCUAUUACCUUUGUUGAUCUUCUAAUUGGUCCCUCAUUCUCAUCAUAUCUCAAGUAGC
Molecule: messenger RNA, 1639 nt
Organism: [Candida] anglica
Lineage: Eukaryota; Fungi; Ascomycota; Pichiomycetes; Serinales; Debaryomycetaceae
Source: the annotation of a GenBank genome assembly